Molecule: messenger RNA, 978 nt
Organism: Phytophthora nicotianae INRA-310
Lineage: Eukaryota; Oomycota; Peronosporomycetes; Peronosporales; Peronosporaceae
Exons: 1
Coding region: 1-978 (325 amino acids)
Source: RefSeq, a predicted model, not a curated record
AUGACCCAGCUCAUCGCAGCUUUGGUUAUCGCUUUAAUCGCCAGCGCUGUAUUGGUCAUGGCAGAGGCGAAUGCAUUCAAGGGAACUGGUGAUCGUUUGUUGACAGAUUCUGAAUCUGCUGCAUCGCUGGGUAGGCGAUCUCUUAGCAUAUCCGGGACACAAGUCGACAGUGAGAGGAGAAGCUUCGAUAAGCUUGCGAAGCUGUACAAAAAGAAGAAGGUCGUUGACGAUGUCUUCAAAGUGCUGAACCUGAACACCGCAUUGGAUGAUCUUCUUACCCACGCGAAUUGGGGUACCUGGUUAAGAUACGUGGAUGAUGUGAAUAGUGUGCAUCCAGAUGACCAUCGCAAAGGAGAAGUGCUGCUAGAUACGCUGUUGAAGCACUACGAUGACCAGUCUCUUUUACAGAAGCUCGCCAAAGCGAAGGAGUCACAGAAUACGGGGGUUAUUGCGACCGCGUUGGAGUCGCAAUUGAAGAAAAGGAUUAGUGAUCAGAUGGUGAAAUUGGUGGGCUGGAAGAAUAAAAACCUGGGCCCCGACGACAUCUCCACAGCGUUUCCUGUCAAAGAAUAUUCUGAAUUGGACGACAUCGUGGGGAGCAUCUACUGGGGCACUUGGGUCAAAUACGUGGACAACAUCGCCCCAGAUGCAGACAAGGUUUCUUUGAUCUUGAAUCCACUGAUGCUUCGCUUCAAAGAUAAUUUUUUUGAGAUCGUGAAAACGAUUGCUACAUUCCACUCCGAUGCCAGGUAUAAGUAUCUGGAGGAUCUAUUAUUCACAAAAUGGCUGGCACCUUUUCCAAAUGCGGCCUCUGUAAGGGUGGAGAAAGUUAAACGAAUUUUCGCCCGUGAGCAACAGACCGAUGAAAUUAAGAGUUUCAUGGCAAGAUACGCUAUCGAAUACAGAAAGAGGGGCAGAACAGAAUCCAAGAUUUUGAGUACGAUGGAAGACGCAGCGAAGCGUUCGAAGACAUUGUAA